Messenger RNA from Cheilinus undulatus (humphead wrasse), 1491 nucleotides. Its product is annotated as zinc finger protein Pegasus-like. Gene Ontology annotation, molecular function: RNA polymerase II cis-regulatory region sequence-specific DNA binding; DNA-binding transcription factor activity. The record is from RefSeq and is a predicted model, not a curated record. The transcript is spliced from 4 exons. Gene Ontology annotation, biological process: regulation of transcription by RNA polymerase II. The coding region runs from base 223 to 1488 and encodes 421 amino acids. NCBI's taxonomy places the organism in Eukaryota, Metazoa, Chordata, Actinopteri, Labriformes, Labridae.
AUUACUGUUUUUGUUUGGCAUUUCAAAUUAACUCACGUUUUCCCAGCGUACCGGAAGGCAACAGUUGCGUUUUUGGAGACACGGAACACGGAUGUAUCGGAGCAAACGGAAGUGUUCACUUGGUAACAACAAUCGGAUAUUUUAUCAAAAGAUCUCAGUUUUCACUUUUUUCCGCUUCUCGACUAUGCUAAUCAUUUGCUAAAAGGUGUAAUACAGAAGGAAAUGGAGGAAAUAAAAACCGAGCCAGUGGAUUUUGUGAGGGAAUUCCAAGAAUACCUGACACAGCAAACCCAGCAUGUCAACAUGAUUUCAGGCUCUGUCUGCGGAGAAAAGGAGGCAGGAGAGCCGCCUUAUCAAGCAGUUGCCCCUCGGAGUGAGCAGAAUGGUCAGGACCUGGCGUCUGUGGAAAUGAGUUUGCCUAUAGAGGAUGGAUCAGAUGUGCAGAUGGAUGGUCUGGAGAGGACCUUUGAUGGGAAGUACAAGUGCAGCUACUGCAGCUAUGCCAACAAGGGCAUGACUCGUUUAAUAGAGCACAUCCGCAUCCAUACAGGAGAAAAACCCCACCGCUGCCAGCUUUGCCCAUUUGCCUCGGCAUAUGAGCGACACUUGGAAGCCCACAUGCGUUCGCACACAGGAGAGAAACCAUACAAAUGUGACCUCUGCGCCUUCCGCUGUAGCGACCGCAGCAACCUGUCUCACCACCGCCGGCGUCGACACAAGCUCCUCCCUACCAGAGUCGUCCGCUCUCCUUUCACCAACAAAAGAAUGCUGAGCUCCCUGCAGAAGAGGACCAGCUCACUGGGCUUCAGCAGGCGGCUGCUCAUCAACAUCAACCCUCCCUCCAUGAUGAUGCCAAAAACAGGUUAUUUGGGUGACUUUCCUCAUAAGGUCCACAAUCAUUUAAACAAUAGUGAGUAUAAGAACCAUAACAAGGUGGAUGAGAAUGACAGUCUAAACAGAACCUCUAAUGGUCUGACAUUUAACAACCCUCUGGAUCAGUUGUCUACACUCGCAGGCCAGCUAGCAGACCUUCACCCUGAAUCUCAAACUCCUGCAUCCCCAGAUAGAGACUCCUCAAGAGAAGAGAAGCCUGUCCUCAUGCAGCACAUCUCUAAUGAACACAUUGCGAUGUGUUCAAAUGGCGUUCAGACUUCACCUCUCAAUAAAGAUUCUCCCACCUCAGGCCAUGAGAGCUACAGCCCUGUCCCCCCUGGCCUGGGCUUUGAAAGCAGCAUGAAUACUAUGACUGCAAGUGUGAGCAACAGCCAACCAGGCACCCCCGCUCCCCCUGCACAGACCACUGUGGACCAACAGCUGGUACAAAAAUGUCCACACUGUGAUAUUCACUUUAUGGAUAACAUACUCUACACCAUUCACAUGGGCUGCCAUGGCUAUGAGAAUCCAUUUCAGUGCAACAUCUGUGGCCACAUGUGCAUGGACAGAUAUGACUUUGCGUGUCAUUUUGCCCGUGGACAACAUCGAAAAUGAUUC